GGGACCGUCCUCCCCCGGCCAGUCGCACCGUGCCCUAUAAAGCGCGCCGAGCGGUGCAGCACGAGCAGCAGCAGCAGCAGCGGCAGCGGCGGUGGGGGUCUCGAGACGCGGAUUCCACGAGCAGCAAGACUAUGGAGCAACAACGGGCCUACGAGAUUCUGAAGAAGGGCAUCGCGAGCUUGGAUUUCGAAGGGAGCGCCGUUCCCUCCGAGUUGCUCCUGACGGGAGACGAGGCGUUCCCAGUCGUGGUCAACGGGUCCCACCAGGUGCUGAUCGCGGCGUCGCGCUACGGAAAGGGGCGACUCGUGGCGCUGGGCCACGAGAGUUACCUGGAGUCGCCAAAGUUCGCCAAAUUCCUCGUCAACGCGGUCACGUGGCUGAGGCAGGGGGCGCCGCGCGGCCACGUGUCCGUGAUCCACAAACUCGAGGGGCUGAAGAAGAUCCUCGACGGGAAUGGCAUCAAAGCCGGCGUCUCCGAGAAGGCCGACAAGAGCGACGCGGUCCACUGCAUGACCACCUUCUCCUCGUCCACCAAGGAGGAGGAGGAGCUGUCGCGUGACCUCGUGGCGUUCGUGAAGAGCGGAGGCGGCCUGCUGAUCGGGGGCCAGGCGUGGAACUGGGGCAGCCACAACAAGGGGAAAGAUGCCAUGAGCCACUUUCCCGCCAACAAGAUCAGCGGCGUGGCGGGAGUUUACUUCAUGGCGCACACGGGGAACAAGGGGGUGUUCAAGAUCAAGGAGUACAUCCCUGCCAACUCCACUAUUCUCAGACAAAACAUCCACUGGACCAACGACUACAAGCGCCUGGUGGCCGGCGUCACCGCGUUCACCGUCGAGGGCAACCCGUCGCAGCUGGUGGCACACGGCUCCACCGCCUUCCCCGUUGUCGUGGACCUCAACAACCGCACGCUGAUCGCCGCGGCGCGCUACGGCGAGGGCCGCGUCGUGGUGCUCAGCCACGAGGGGCAGAUGGGCACCGAGGCGAUGAGGCCGUUCAUCUUGAACGCCGUGCGGUGGCUCGACGCGGAGAGGCACGGCAAGGUCGGUGUGAGCGGCGUCAAGGGCUUGAACGAGAUGCUCGGCAAAGAGGGCUUCUCCAGUGCCGCGACCGACUUCCGUCCGGGCCUCAGCGUCUUCUGCUGCGGCGCCUACAUCAACAUGCCAGCUCAGGAGCUGCACGAGUUCGUCGCGGAGGGUGGCGGGCUGAUGAUCGGCGGCCACGCUUGGUUGUGGGCCUCCAAGAACCCGGGGAAGUCCGUCUUGACCGAAAACCCGGGCAACAAAAUUGUCAACAAGUUCGGGAUCAGCAUCCUGGGCGCUGGCAUCAGCGGCGGAUCGUUCACGCCCAUCACGCUCAAGGAGGGCACCGCUCCGUUCAACGUGCGCUACGCGGCGUGCCACCUGGUCAAGCAUCUCGUGCACAACCAGGCGGGAGAUCCGCUGGAGCUGAAGAAAAUGUCGACGUGCCUGAUGCAAGAUUACAUGCCUCUGCUCUACGGCGGCGACGACGACGACGCCUGCUUCAAGCCCUUCCAGCAAGUCGGCCGGCAGAUCGUCACGUGCUCGAAGCUGCCACCCGUUGGCCACGAUGCUCCCGUACAGCUCAAGUCCACCGAUGGAUUCCUGAUGGCCCUCGCGAACGCCAUCUACAGAAACGGUGCAAAGGUGGAGAAAAAUAUGCCAAACCUGGGCCAAAAGUUCCCUGGGAUGCCCAUACAGAAAACCGCCGCAAAAGGUUUGAUGCAAGUCACAAUUGAUGGGAAUAAUCAUGAAAGCGAGUGCUGGAGGAGCACCGGGCUCUACGCGCCUCCAUCCGAGACGGUCCGCAUCACGGUGCCCAAAGCCCACGUCAAGGGCGGCCUGCAGAUCCAGAUCGGCUCGCACACCGACGUGCUCUUUGGCAAGAAGGAGCCCGUCCUCCGCCACCCGGCCAUCACCCGCAGGUUCGCGGUGCAGGAGGAGACGCUGGAGGUCGGCUCGUGCUGGGGGGGGCUCAUCUACGUGGUCGUGCCCAAGCAAAGCAAACUGGGAGCGGUGGACGUCGUUGUGGACGGGGCAGUGCAGGCUCCCUGGUUCCAGCUAGGCAAGACCGGCGUGGCAGAUUGGCAGCAGACAAUCCGUCACUACCCGGCGCCCUGGUCUGAGUUUGAAAACGAAAACGUCAUCCUCACCAUCCCGUCCACCGAUGCGCGGAUGGUGAACAACCCUGAGAGUCUGAUGAAGCUGUGGAAUAAUAUCAUGCAAGCCGUUUCCACCUUGUCUGCCACCCCAUUUCCAUUCUCAAGACCAGAGAGAUUUGUGGCCGAUGUCCAGAUUGUUAUAGGUUUGAUGCAUUCGGGAUAUCCCAUCAUGCUGCAAGUGUCGUGCACAAAGGGCAUCAUUGACGAGAAGUGCAUGAUCAGGGGCAUGUGGGCGUCGAUUCACGAGCUGGGCCACAACCAGCAGCGGGCGGCCUGGGAGUUCCCGCCGCACACCACGGAGGCCACCGCCAACCUGUGGUCCACGUACGUGCACGAGACGGUGCUGGGCAUCGCGCGGGAAAAGGCACACUCGGCGCUGCAGCCCGCCAAACGGGUCCAGCGCAUCAAGGACCACCUCAAGAAGGGAUCCAAGCUGGCCACGUGGUCCGUGUGGACGUGUCUGGAGACUUACCUCCAGUUGCAGGAGGCAUUCGGGUGGGAAGCAUUCAUGAAGAUCUUCGCUGCAUAUCAACGCAUCAAUACCAAAGGGUUGGACAACAAAGGAAAGAUGAAUCUGUGGGCAGAGACAUUCUCGAAGCAAGUCAACAAGAACCUGGUCCCCUUUUUUCAAAAGUGGGGUUUGCCCAUCACUGACGACGUUGCCAAAAAGCUGGGAGGUUUGCCCGAAUGGAAGGAAAAUCCGAUGUUAAAAUACAAGUAGUGGGGACAGGUCGCAGCAGUGGAUUUGCAAAUGCAUUUCAAUGGCAUAGGUUGGUACGGAAUUGGUUUGUGAAAACGACAUAUAUACAUACAUAACACGUGGGUUUUUCACGACCAAUGAUUCGUAUCAUUGUUUUGUUUCGGGUUAAGUUGUGUAAAAGUGUGUGCCGUUAAUCUCUCCUGUGCCCGACACAUCCGAUGAAUAGAAAGUGUCACGCACCACUGGUGGUGUUGGCCAUCAUGUGACUUGCAAUCCAAAGGCAGCAGGUUCGAUUCCAUAUCCCGGAAAUUAAAAGCCUGGGGAAAGUUUCUCAAAUCCACCCCCCCCCCCCCCCCAGCCUCUGUCCACUCAGCAUUCUCAACGCAUUCACCACAAUUGAUCAACAUGUGGCGCGUGGUGGGAUAAAGUGUGGGUACGUGCGUCUCUUUCAAGACGUCUGAUCAGCGUGGAAGAGUAGACCAAAUACUGUGCUUACUCGAGGAGUGUCGGGGGUGCUCUCUAGAACUUUCUCGUGGUGGAGGUGUCUCCACCAGCAGUGGCGUGAGCGUUUACAGGGCUGUGCCUUUACCUGAAUAUGUGAAUGGCUUAAUCUGCCUCACCACUUCCUUCGUGACAGAAGUGUAUUGACAUUUUUACAGGUGUCAGUCAAAAGUUAGACUCGUGUUAGAUGUUCGGAUUAGGCCAUGUAAUGAUUUUCAAGUUUUGUUGUCUAAAAACCCCUCCGCCACCCGACGCAAAAAAAUCUAAAUUGCCACGUGAACAAGCGUUUUAGCGCGUCAGUUCAUCAGAAUCAGAAGUUUAUUUCCCAUCGAGUGAAGCCCUUAGAGCUAAGAAGCUAUUUGUUAAGGGCGACUUUGGCCGGCUGACGUCAAAGCAUUCCACAAUUACAGAUUUUACAAAGCAAAACAAUAUGAAGAACAAUUUACACAGCCAAAGUUAACACGACAUACAUAGCCUCACCCAAAUCUCAAUUAUGAAUUAAUAUUGAAUGUGGCAACCUACGUGUUCAGUUAAACUAACUAGGUCACUGAAGUUACAAUGUUGUAUGUGGCACGUGAACGAUGGGAAGAUGUGUUUAUCAUUAUUUUUACGUGAAAAUAAUUUGUGGUUGCCAUUGUAUUAAGACAGACAUAAAGGGCAGGCGUGAGCUGCUCAAUAUGCUUUGUGUUGAGAUGGUAUUAGUCAUACCAUGAGUCACAUAUGGUGUUCGUGGUAAUAUAAUUUGAAAAACACACAUUUUGUGAUAACUAGCAAACAGCCUAAUGACCACAUCGUAUU
This is a messenger RNA of Petromyzon marinus (sea lamprey), 4178 nucleotides long. RefSeq names its product TRPM8 channel associated factor 2 (gene TCAF2). Gene Ontology annotation, cellular component: plasma membrane. The record is from RefSeq and is a predicted model, not a curated record. NCBI's taxonomy places the organism in Eukaryota, Metazoa, Chordata, Hyperoartia, Petromyzontiformes, Petromyzontidae. Gene Ontology annotation, biological process: positive regulation of protein targeting to membrane. Gene Ontology annotation, molecular function: transmembrane transporter binding.